Molecule: messenger RNA, 861 nt
Organism: Punica granatum (pomegranate)
Lineage: Eukaryota; Viridiplantae; Streptophyta; Magnoliopsida; Myrtales; Lythraceae
Source: RefSeq, a predicted model, not a curated record
AUGGACAGGGAACUAAUAUUGGUGGUCAAGAUGGGAGGGCUUGGGAAGACAACCCUCGCAAAUCAAGCCUUUGAUGAUCCAGCAGUGAAGAAGCAUUUUGCUGUUCGUGUUUGGGUGACGCUUUCUCCAUCCUUCCAAGACCGAAGAGCUCCUCAAGGACAUCUUCAACAGGUUGCCAGUCAGACCAGAAAAUCGACUCCAAGAAGAGCUGCAGACACCUCGAACUGUGACUGGCCGAAAAUGAUGAUAAAGAGCGUGCUGCUUAACAAGAGGUACCUGAUAUUUCUUGACGAUAUCUGGCACAAAAGGAAAUGGGAUGCCAUCAAAUACGCAUUUCCAAAUGACAAGCAUGGCAGUAGGCUGAUGCUCACCAUGCGAAACAAUGACGUGGCAUCAGCCUCCUGUGCAAAUUUUGGCUGGAAGGUCUAUGAACUAAUGCCCUUGCCUGAAGAGGAGUCCUGGAAGCUCUUUUAUAGAAAGACAUUUGAGGCGAACAGUUGCCCUCCUAACUUAGAGGUCAUCAGCAAAUUUAUCUUAAGAAAGUGCGAAGGGUUGCCCCUCCCAAUCGUGGCUAUUGGUGGUGUUCUGGCUUCGAAAGACAUUCGUAGAGUCGAUGAGUGGGACCUUGUCAGGAGAACACUACGAGUGGAGAUUGACAGCAAUGACCGGCUGAGAAAAAUUAACAAGGUGCUAUCACUCAGUUUUGAUGAUUUGCCUUACUACCUGAAGUCGUGUUUCCUGCACUUGAGUGUCUACCUGGAGGGUCAUGUGAUCAAGUGCAUGAGUUUGAUUAGAUUACGGGUGGCAGAAGGAUUUGUCCAAGAAAAGAGAAGGCAGGACCUUGGAAGAAGUUGCCGGUGA